Anoplopoma fimbria (sablefish) is the source of this 1677-nucleotide messenger RNA. RefSeq names its product fibrous sheath CABYR-binding protein-like. The transcript is spliced from 4 exons. Bases 52 to 831 code for a protein of 259 amino acids. The record is from RefSeq and is a predicted model, not a curated record. NCBI's taxonomy places the organism in Eukaryota, Metazoa, Chordata, Actinopteri, Perciformes, Anoplopomatidae.
GCGGGAGCGCCGCGGACACGCAUUCACUCACCUGCUGACAACCGAGCAAACAUGUUCUGCAGACGAGCAUUGCAGAGAGUCGGGCCGCUGGCACGGAGGGCUUUCCAGCCCACAUCCAUGAAUGCAGCUCCAGUGCGACACAUGGCGUUCGGGAUCCCUGGUAGCUCCUCCAACAUGGCGUACUUUGUUUUGUGUGGAGGAGGCCUCACUGCUGCAGUCGUCUACGCCUACAAGUCAGUCAGCGGUGAUAGUGAGCCCUCUGCGGACAAAAUCGCCAACAUGGCCUCCACAGAAAAGGCACCAGAAGUAGCAGCUCCUGCAGCUGAACCUGCCCCAGUGGAGGAGGCGGCGCCGGCCCCUGAGGUCGUGGCCGAGGUUGUCGUCGAGUCUGUCCCUGCUCCUGCAGAACCAGUAGCCGAGGUUGCUGCUGAACCCGUUGUCGUUGCAGAGUCGGUCCCUGCUCCCGCAGAACCAGUAGCCGAGGUUGCUGCUGAACCCGUUGUCGUUGCAGAGUCGGUCCCUGCUCCCGCAGAACCAGUAGCCGAGGUUGCUGCUGAACCUGUCGUCGAGGCCGUGUCUGAAGAAGUAGCCGCUGUGGUCGUUGCCGAGCCAGCAGCCACAGAAGAAGCUGCUCCACCUGCAGUGGUAGAGGCUGCUCCUGUCGUCGUGGAGGUCACUGCCACAGAGGAAACGCCAGCAGAGGCCCCUGCAGCAGAGAGUGCUGGUACGGCAGCAGUAGAUGAAGUCGCUCCUGCUCCCGCUGCUGAAGCAGAGACUGGCUCUGCAGCCCCCGAGGCUGAGGCCGCCCCUGCUGCAGAGGUGGCUGCAUAAAGCUGUGAUGGUGCCAUAGAUUCCCUGGAAGUAGGGCUUGGAGUUAGUUGUGCUGUGUCCCACCUCUCUAGGCCCAGGAAAAAAGGACUCAUGAAACCCUAUUAUGAUUAAAGUGGGUAUUUCACUUCUGGUUGUUAAUGAAUACCAGCUAGGGGUUCAUCAGUCCAGUUUUUGGGCACCUUCCUUCCCUUCCCUUCCCUUACCUCACCUCAGCCCAACCUUCCGACCCAAACCACAACAUUUGGCAUUAGGUCGUCUGUUAAGAUUCAGUUUGGAAAAUUCAGUUUCUAUAGGAAUUUUUUUUAUAACCAGAGCAAAUCCAAAUUAUGGUUUGGCUGCUGUACAGUUAAGAGGAGUGUUGAACUAGGUGAUUAAAGGGAUGACCUUAGUUGGUGGCUAAUGUGGUUCUAAGUGCCCUUAAAACAGGACAGCGUCUUUUUGUUAUCGACAUGUCAGCACGGUGAAUGAAUGUAGCCCGUUUUGAUAAGUUGUUCAAGUUGUCUUGUGUCAACAUCAUUUGCACUUGGUCAUUUUCUGCUCAGCAAAUGCUUACUUCCAGCUAUAUGCUAUGAAUCAUUGCUUAGGUUAGAUUUAGCAUUUAAACAGUAGAGAUGGUACACAAAGUUGUACGACCAAAAACCAGUUUGCUCUUUUCCUGCCUGCAGCUCUUGUCUAAUUGUCUUGACCAUAUCUUUUUUCUUUUUUUUUUUUUUUUCUCACACAUUCAAAAACUUUGGAAUUUACCAGCCAUGUACAAGAUGUGUGUUUUUUUUUUUUAAUUUUUUGUUAAACUUACUACUUCCGUUUCUCUACAAAACACUAAGAAAAUCUCAUUCUGUCAUUGAG